CUUAUUAUCUAGCCGAGUCCCGCAGUCUGGAGCCAUUCAAACGAAGCAGCUAGCUGGUGAGCCCACUACAUACCUCACAACACUUCCUGGAACUGUCUGCUGUUUGUGAGGAGCUCGGGACUACGUCGUGUUUUGACUCCAGUAAAGAGGGACGCAACAAAGAUGUCCAAAGACACAGAAGGAAAGGGCGAGAAAAUUAUGGAUACGGAGAGCAAGGUGCUCUGGUACCCGGACUCCAAGAGGAACACACAGAUGGAUAAAUUCAGGAUACAGGUCAACUCGGACUACGGACUUAAUCUGGCAAACUACAAUGAUCUUUACCAGUGGUCUGUGGACUCGUAUCCAGAGUUCUGGGCAGAGGUGUGGCGCUUCUGCGGAGUUGUCAGCUCCAAACCAUAUGAAGAGGUGGUGGACGUAUCCAAGCGGAUCUCAGAUGUUCCAGAGUGGUUUAAAGGAGCCCGACUUAACUACGCCGAGAACCUGCUUAAGCAUGCCAAUCAGGACAAAGUGGCUCUCUAUGCUGCAAGGGAAGGGAAAGAGGAGAUCGUAAAGGUGACAUUUGGCGAGCUGAGGCGUGAUGUGGCAGUGAUUGCUGCAGCUAUGAGGAAGAUGGGCAUUCAGACUGGAGACAGGGUUGUAGGUUACCUGCCCAAUGGCAUACAUGCAGUGGAAGCCAUGCUAGCAGCAGCCAGCAUCGGCGCCAUUUGGAGCUCGACGUCGGUCGAUUUUGGAGUUAAUGGUGUCCUUGAUAGAUUUUCUCAAAUUCAGCCCAAAUUGAUCUUCUCAGUUGCUGCUGUGGUGUACAAUGGCAAAACACAUGACCACAUGGAAAAGCUGAGAAACGUUGUGAAAGGUUUACCGGACUUGCAUAAAGUGGUUGUAAUUCCCUACGUUUUGUCCAAGGAAGAGACUGACCUCUCCAAAAUUCCCAAUAGUGAAUUCCUCGAUGACUUUUUGGCAUCUUGUGGCGACAGCGACCAUUUCCCCCAGCUGGAGUUUGAGCAGCUUCCUUUUAACCAUCCUCUGUUUAUCAUGUACUCUUCUGGAACUACAGGAGCUCCUAAAUGCAUGGUCCACUCAGCUGGGGGCACUCUCAUCCAGCACUUGAAAGAACACAUUCUCCAUGGCAACUUGACCUCCAGUGAUGUCAUCAUCUACUACACUACUACCGGCUGGAUGAUGUGGAACUGGCUGGUGUCUGCUCUGGCAGUGGGGGCCUCAGUGGUUUUAUACGAUGGUUCACCGCUAAUGCCAACAGCCAAUGUGCUGUGGAACCUGACGGACAAGCUGGGCAUCACCAUCUUUGGCACUGGCGCUAAGUGGCUGUCUUUGGUGCAGGAGAAGAACCUCAAACCUUCGGAAUCGCAUGACCUUCAGUCUCUUCAUACCAUACUAUCCACUGGAUCGCCACUCAAACCUCAGAGCUACGACUACGUCUAUCGCUGCAUCAAAAGCACCGUGCUGCUGGGCUCCAUCUCAGGUGGGACUGAUAUAGUUUCGUGUUUCAUGGGCCAAAACCCAACGGUUCCAGUGUACCGGGGCGAGAUCCAGUCACGAAACCUCGGCAUGGCUGUGGAAGCCUGGAGUACUGAGGGUAAGCCAGUUUGGGGCGAGAGCGGUGAACUUGUCUGCCUGAAGCCAAUCCCCUGCCAACCCACUCACUUCUGGAAUGAUGAGAAUGGGAGCAAGUACCACAAAGCUUACUUUUCUACAUUUCCUGGUGUGUGGGCCCAUGGAGAUUAUUGCAAAAUCAACCCAAAGACAGGAGGCAUCGUCAUGCUUGGGAGAAGCGAUGGCACACUGAAUCCCAACGGAGUUCGCUUUGGGAGCUCAGAGAUCUACAACAUCGUGGAGGCUUUCGAGGAAGUGUCAGACAGUCUUUGUGUGCCCCAGUACAAUGCAGAUGGAGAGGAAAGAGUUAUUUUGUUCUUAAAGAUGGCUCCUGGAAAGCCCUUCCAUCCGGAGCUGGUGACAAAGAUUAAAGGAGCCAUCAGAAAAGCUUUGUCUUCCCGACACAUUCCUGCCUUGCUCCUGGAGACAAAAGACAUUCCCUACACCAUCAGUGGGAAGAAGGUGGAGGUUGCUGUGAAGCAGAUCAUUGCUGGCCGGGAGGUUGCACAGAGAGGAGCGUUCUCCAACCCUGACUCACUGGACCUCUACAAGAACAUUCCUGAGCUGCAAAACUAUUAGACAUACAUGACUGAGGAGAGACUCUACAAACAUCAAUUUUCAUAAAACUGUGUUGGUAGAGGGAGGGAUGGCGGAAAAUGGAGGUACUCUGGGAUUUAUGGUUAGCAGAAAUGGGAACAACUGUUUUUAAAAUAUUAAGGUAUUACAUCAUUGCGUAAUAAGCUGAUGGUACAAUGCAGAGAGACUUUACACCAUGAGGUACACUGGUUGAUAGGCAAGCUUUUAAUUCUGUCUUUAUGCCGCUGCUCAUACUGUGUCAAGCUGUUUAAAUAAAUGUUAACAGAAUUAAACUCUGGCUGUAUUGCUAUGUGCAGUCGGCUUAUCCCGUAAAGCUUGCUAUGAAAACUUUAAGCGCAGCAUUAAGUGUUUGCGUUCACAGUUUGAUCAUCAUCCUUUAAAGAAUCUCAUCUCUCUACAGUUCCCAUCUCUACCCCUGAUGCUGCUUCAGAGAAGCUUUAGGAAUAAAACCUGGGAAGGUGUGCAGAAAAAUACUCAUAAGCUUCCUUUCAUGCCAGCAGAUCAUUGUUCUGUGGUGUGCAUUGCUUUAUUGAUGUAUGUGUGUGUGUAUAUGCACAAGCAUAUUAAUAAGACAACUAAUGUAUAUUUUUGAAAGAUGAACUUGUGUUUAUAAUUAUGCAUUCAAAUUUAACCGUCUAAACAUAACCAAAGGUUGGGAUUCUGUUUGGAUCUUGCAUGAAAUGUCAAAGUUUACUAAAGAUAAUUAGGAAUCCUGGAUGCACUCACAGCACUGCCUGUUUUUCACAUCUCUUUAUAUGGUUACAUUGAAAUCUUUUCUGACCUCGGUUGGUUCAGUGUUUCUUCCUACUUGAAUAUUGUUCUGUUUUUUUCAAUAUUGAUAUGGAAGUUUUCCUUAAGGGAAUUUUCUUUUUGUGCAUUUGAUCUUCAUUUCUUAUGCCCAUUGCAAAAGCAUUCACCUUUUUUUCUCCGUCUCAUUUUCAUCACAAACCUAAAUGUAUUUUAUUGGGGUUUUGUUAAAAGAUCCAUGCAAAGUGGUGCAUAAAGUGGGCAAAAUGAUACAUAAUUUUUAAAAUGAUGCAUUAUGACAUAUCCAUUAUGUUUGAAACAAAACUGUAGCACUGCUUUUUGUUGGACUUUCAUCUGGAAGCCUCUUGUGCAUUUCCACCAGCUUGGCACCUUUAUUAUCGGUCAUGUACAAAAUAGCCCAAGUUUGGUCAGAAUUAAUGGAAAUCUUGUCAUAUUCUCAAAUGUAUGUAGGUCUGGUGCUUUGACUGGGCCAUUGUUUUGCUGCCCUUAAGAUUUCCUUCCACAAAUGUUUGAUUUUUAGCUCCAUCGUGUUUACUGUCCCUCAUGUGGGUUCGGGAAUAGUCUUAUAACUAUUUGUAUUGUAUUCUCUAAACCAUCUGUAUUCUCUUGAACUUCAGAAUGACAAGGUACUUUCUCUUGAUUUACACAUUUGAAUCAAGAAGUGGUCAUAUUGUGACCAAAUGUGAAACUUUAAUGGCACUAUGGUUUUGAUCAAAAUUGAUCUGCAUUUCUGUACAGGUAAUUUUUUUUUGUUCUUGUUGUAGUGAUUAUCUACAACAUCAUAUGUGUCAUAGCUGUUUAAAUGUUGUUUCUCUUUAAUAGAUGUUAAAUUUUUUUACACAGGGAAAAUGUAUUUAUUCAAAGCCUUUUUUGGUAUGGGUUGGAGAUCUGAUGAAUGAACUGAAACAGCUUUGCUUGUUUGCAGUAUAAAGUAGAAAAAACUGGCAGUCACUGGAAAUGUGCCUGACAUAAAUGUGAAUUUUUGACAUUUCACAGACAGGGAGCGUUUUAUAACAUUCACAUGUUUUCUGAUUGUCCCAGUACUCUGUGGUAGGUGGCUUGAAUGCAAAUAAUUUGUGUUUCUGCUCUUCAUCACUAACAUAUUUUCAAAUUAAUUUAAUUUUUCACAGGAGUCCUGUAAAAUGAAACAGUAUCCCCAUACCAGUGUUUCAUUGACGGUUUGUGAUGUUAUUUUGUUCUGUUUAAAUAAAUAAAUAUUGGUUCUUUCAUGGACAAAAGGA
Poeciliopsis prolifica (blackstripe livebearer) is the source of this 4217-nucleotide messenger RNA. It is a transcript of the gene aacs, whose product is annotated as acetoacetyl-CoA synthetase. Gene Ontology annotation, molecular function: acetoacetate-CoA ligase activity. The transcript has 18 exons. Gene Ontology annotation, biological process: lipid metabolic process; positive regulation of insulin secretion. The coding region runs from base 163 to 2190 and encodes 675 amino acids. Gene Ontology annotation, cellular component: cytosol. NCBI's taxonomy places the organism in Eukaryota, Metazoa, Chordata, Actinopteri, Cyprinodontiformes, Poeciliidae. The record is from RefSeq and is a predicted model, not a curated record.